Molecule: messenger RNA, 2006 nt
Organism: Dermatophagoides pteronyssinus (European house dust mite)
Lineage: Eukaryota; Metazoa; Arthropoda; Arachnida; Sarcoptiformes; Pyroglyphidae
Product: coiled-coil domain-containing protein 22 homolog
Biological process (GO): positive regulation of ubiquitin-dependent protein catabolic process
Molecular function (GO): cullin family protein binding
Source: RefSeq, a predicted model, not a curated record
GACUAAAAGGACGCACGCGCAUUAGUAUCCUUAUAAAUCAAAUCAUCUGUUUUUAUGGUUGAUUCAAUCCGCCGACAAAAAUGGAAGAAGUUGAUUCGAUUCUUUUAUCACAACUUCGUGAAAUUGGAUGUGAUUUAGAUGAUGAAAAUAUUUCGGGUAUCGCUUCGUUGGAUGCACAUCAAAUUAUGAAAUGUGUGGCCACCUGUUUACAGCGAAUUCAUAUCGAUGAUGAUUCGAUAACGAUACCCGAUCCUUCAACAAUCAAUCCGACAAUGAACAUGUCCAUUCGAUAUAAAUUAGCAAAUCAAUUGUCCGAUUGUAUACAGAAUAUUGGAUAUAAAUCCGAUAUUGGUUAUCAAACAUUUCUUUACAGUAAUGAACAUGAAAUUCGUCGUCUUUUAUUAUAUCUAGUCGAACAAAUAUCAGCCGAUUCGGAUGAAAAAUUAUUAUCAUCACCGGAUCAACAUCCAUCAAUGAUUGAUGGUAGUUGGUCGUUACGAUCAUAUGAUAUUUUAAGAAAAUUGAAAAAUUCCACAUAUAAACCAUCAACUGUAUGGAUUCCUUAUAGCUCUGAUCAUAUCAAUGAUGACAAUGAUGAUGAUGAUGAAAUGAAAUAUUGUCCGGAUAGUGAUUAUUAUGAUUAUUAUGGUCAUCGAACCAAUUCGAAUUCAAUUUAUGGAAUGCAUAAUCUAAAUAAUUGUUCAUUACAAUCAUUUUUGUCUGAUAAUGAUUGUCAAACACCGUUGGUUGAUUAUUGUCGUCGAAAUCUUUUGAUGUCGACGAACAACAACAACAAAAUGUCAAUAAUUCCAUCAACGAUUAUCGAUACAUUAGAAUGGAAUAAUCAUUAUUGGAAAAAUAACACGGAUGAACAUGUUGUUGUUGUUGAUGAUCAAUCAAUCGAUUAUAUGGAUCAUUAUUUAAAAACAUUAUUAGAAUCAAAACAAACCAAUGUUAUUCCUCAUGUUUUUGAUGAUAAUGAUGGCAAAGAUGAUUUGAAACAAUCUUCCAAUCUUGAUCAUUCUAGCAUUCAAAUUUCAUCAAAUGAAUCGAGUGAACAACAACAAACAGAAGGUGAACGAAAAACAAAUGAACAGCAAAUUGUUUUGGAAAAACUUCGCCAAGAACUUCGAGAUUGUGAAACUGAAAUUCAGAAAUGUAAAAUAAAUGAAAAUGAAUUAAAUCGAUUGGAACGACAAUAUCAAGAACAAUAUAAACUAUUCGAAGCAUCAUUCAAAUCUAAAGAAGAGUUGGAAAAUAGUAUCAAAAUGAUGAAAGAAUCGAUUGAAGAAAUUGCCUUAGCAUGGGAUGAAAUGCAAAAAGAUUUAUUGGAAAAUUUAAAACGAAAAAAACAACAAAAUAUGAUACAGAAUGAAGAACAAAUGGAAAAAAUUCGUCUAAUUAAUACGAUGAAACGUUCGAUUGCAUCGAAAUUGAAAGAAAUUCAAUCAAAAGAAUUGAUGAUUAAAGAUAUGGAACAACGGCAACCACAACAAUGGCCACCAAAUCGUGGAUCAUAUACACGUCGUAUAAUUGAAAUUAUACAGAAUGUUAAAAAACAAAAUGAUGAAACAUUGAAAGUGGUAGCCGAAACAAAAGCCGUUCAAAAAGAUAUUAAUAAUUUGAAUGGAAAAAUUGAACGAAGUUUUACUAUUGCCGAUGAAGUAUUAUUUCGUGAAGCUCGACAAAAUGAAUGGAAUCGUCAAUGUUAUAAAUUAUUGGCACUUUUACAAUCAACAUUUCAUGAAUUAUUACAAGCAAUCAAUGAAAUUGGUAUUCAUCUUCGUGAAAUUCGUAAACUCGAAGAAAUGAUUGAAAAUGAAAAUAAUCGAAAAACAAGUGCCAAUCUAAUACGAAUCAAUGCUGAUCUUGAACAAAUUCGUUUAGAAAAUAGACAACUAAAGCAAAAAAUACGUGAUGCAUCAUCAUUAUCAUCGUGAUGAUCAAAAUUUCCAUUAUUCGAACCAAAAUGUAAAUGAUUUUUUUUUUGGUGAAUAAUUUGAAAC